CUGGUUACUCCUCUGGCAAGGUCUGACAUUUUAAAGUUUAUGGACGAGUGCACCACUCACUGCAAAAAGAGUCACACUAAGAUGGGCAACGUCAAUGACGUCGAGAACGCUGCCACUGGAACCAGGCACACCUCGGAGGACAUUGUCGUCACCUCGGUAUUUUAA
Theileria orientalis strain Shintoku is the source of this 165-nucleotide messenger RNA. RefSeq lists its product as hypothetical. The record is from RefSeq and is a predicted model, not a curated record. The transcript has a single exon. NCBI's taxonomy places the organism in Eukaryota, Apicomplexa, Aconoidasida, Piroplasmida, Theileriidae.